Soboliphyme baturini is the source of this 354-nucleotide messenger RNA. The record is from the annotation of a GenBank genome assembly. Lineage: Eukaryota; Metazoa; Nematoda; Enoplea; Dioctophymatida; Soboliphymatidae.
CUUCUUGCUGCUCCAAGGGUGGUAUGCGCUCGGUCCGGUGCACAGCUCAGCCGUUCUCUAAUUGCUGGAACAGCGACCCUUCAACGCUAUGUACAUCAUAAAGAGGAAUGCAAGAGUAAAAGUGCGGCGGAAGAUAUCGAAGGUGAUUAUACGCUUCCUCCGAUUUUACUUUCAGCUGUCGUUCUGAGUUAUCCGAAACAGCUGCGGCAGGAAGUUAAAGGGCUUGCGCGCCCACUGACCCCAGCGCCAGAUUUCGUUGGGCAGGCAGUGGUCAACAAAGAGUUCAAAGAAAUUCAACUCUCGAAACUCAAGGGCAAAUGGGUCAUUCUUUUUUUCUAUCCACUCGACUUGUAA